Rhipicephalus sanguineus (brown dog tick) is the source of this 1043-nucleotide messenger RNA. RefSeq lists its product as uncharacterized. The transcript has 3 exons. Bases 146 to 712 code for a protein of 188 amino acids. The record is from RefSeq and is a predicted model, not a curated record. Lineage: Eukaryota; Metazoa; Arthropoda; Arachnida; Ixodida; Ixodidae.
GGUAGAGGGUCAAAUAUGUCUGAACACGUGUGAAAACUGGACUGUAAAAGACUAUUUCAGUCCAAAAUAAGCCGUAGAAGUCGCCGGCUCUAAACUCCGCCCACCGCCGGCGACCGCCAUUUUGCCCCGGCGUGCAUGACGUCACAUGCUGCUGGCAGCACUGCCGUCGUCUGCUACCAAACAGCCACCUACCGCAGGCGGUCAAGUACGUGUUGCGGCGUGGUCCGCACGUGGUCAGUGUGUUGCGAGUGUUACUGUGUUGCGGCGUGGUACCAGUACCACCCCCAUGUCGUCGACACCAUCAUCUCACGAUUCGGGCAGUGGGUCACCGAGCAGCAGAAGCAGCGACAACGUCGUAUACGCUGCGCAUUUUGAUUUCGACCCCAUCGCCACCAGCUCAAGCGACGAGGAAAGCGUGGAAGACGGGGUGAACCCACAUGACAACGACCUCGGCGUUGUGGCAAACGUUGCUGAUGGCCUUCCGCACUGGUGUUCCUGCGGCCAGUGCAGGCAUAUGGAGUCGGCCACAGAAAAUAUCUGCUGCCAAACCAUCGCAAAAGUCAAGGUCAAAAUAGAGGACAGAGACAGCUGCAUAACAAAUCACCCCACAUUUGUGGGGGGGAUUAUCAACAUCCACGCCAUUGAGGAGGUACAGGAACACAGCGUACAUCUGUUUUGCAAGAUGGAUUUGGCACAAGCUGGGCAGAUAUAACAGAAAGCCUCUUCCAAGCUGUGUGGUGCUGAAGAUAAGAAAGACAUUCCCAUCAGAGCACUACACGGGAUUCCGAUAUGUUGACUAUUGAUUUAGUCAUCUGCAAGAUAAAACUUAGAAGAUGCAGAAAAAUGCCAAUGCUAGCCUCCUGGUUAGCUCACAUGCUAUAGAAACAUCCCAGAAACUCAUGGUCCUCGGUUCAAUACUCGGCCGAUGACAAAUUUUUCUGCAGCUGUGGAGUUUUACCUUUCAUCUUUUACGUUCAGUGCAUGUCUGCGGGUUCACGACUUCAUCAGACUUAUUCAAAUAAAUGUUUAUACAACAUGUACAA